Monoraphidium neglectum is the source of this 678-nucleotide messenger RNA. Its product is annotated as glycyl-tRNA synthetase. NCBI's taxonomy places the organism in Eukaryota, Viridiplantae, Chlorophyta, Chlorophyceae, Sphaeropleales, Selenastraceae. Gene Ontology annotation, cellular component: mitochondrion; cytoplasm. Gene Ontology annotation, molecular function: glycine-tRNA ligase activity. The transcript has 7 exons. The record is from RefSeq and is a predicted model, not a curated record. The coding region runs from base 1 to 678 and encodes 225 amino acids. Gene Ontology annotation, biological process: mitochondrial glycyl-tRNA aminoacylation.
AUGCGCUGGAUCCCUAGCGCUGCCCCGUGUCGCGUCCACUCCAAUGACACCCCCCCUCUCCUCCAACAGGCUGACCUGGACGCGGGCAAGAACGGCAAGGUCAUUGUGGACGGCAGCGAGGUGGAGAUCACGCCCUCCAUGGUGGACAUCAAGCGGCAGCAGAAGCGGCUGGCGGGCCGCUCCUUCGUCCCCUCGGUCAUCGAGCCCUCCUUCGGCAUCGGCCGCAUCCUGUACUGCAUCUUCGAGCACUCGUACUACACCCGCGAGGACGACGAGACGCGUGCCGUGCUGCGCUUCACGCCGGUGGCCGCCCCUGUGAAGGCCACGGUGUUUCCCCUGGUCCAGAAGGAGCAGCUCAACGCCCUGGCCACCAAGAUCAGCGCGGGCCUCACCGCCGCGGGCCUCAGCAACCUGGUCGACACCACUGGCAACACCAUCGGCAAGCGGUACGCGCGUACCGACGAGAUCGGCGUGCCGUUUGCUGUGACGGUGGACUUCAAGGCGCUGGAGGACGGCAGCGUGACAGUGCGCGAGAGGGACAGCACGUCGCAGAUCCGUGUGCCCAUUGCAGAGGUCGCUGACGUCAUCCGGCGGCUGGUGCACGGCUCCGCCGCCUGGACUGAGAUUGCUGCGGCUUACCCGGCAGUGGAGAAGGCGGCGGCCGCGGAGGAGCAGUAA